This is a messenger RNA of Propithecus coquereli (Coquerel's sifaka), 918 nucleotides long. Its product is annotated as olfactory receptor 2D3-like. Gene Ontology annotation, cellular component: membrane. Gene Ontology annotation, biological process: G protein-coupled receptor signaling pathway. The record is from RefSeq and is a predicted model, not a curated record. Lineage: Eukaryota; Metazoa; Chordata; Mammalia; Primates; Indriidae. Gene Ontology annotation, molecular function: G protein-coupled receptor activity; olfactory receptor activity.
AUGGGAGAAGAGAACCAAACCUAUGUGAAUGAAUUUGUCUUCCUGGGCCUUUCUCAGGACCCACAGACACAAGUCCUGCUCUUCUUCCUUUUCCUGAUCAUCUACCUGCUGACUGCGCUGGGAAACCUGCUGAUCCUUGUACUCAUUCACAUUGACUCCAGACUCCACACACCCAUGUACUUUUUCCUUAGAAACUUGUCCUUUGCUGAUCUCUGUUUUUCAACUACCACAGUCCCCCAGGUGCUAGUCCACUUCCUGGUGAAGAGGAAAACCAUUUCCUUUGCUGGAUGCUCAACACAGAUAGUAGUUUUACUUCUGGUUGGAUGUACAGAGUGUGCGAUUCUGGCGGUGAUGUCCUAUGACCGGUAUGUGGCUGUCUGCAAGCCCCUGCGCUACUCCACCAUCAUGACACAUUGGGUAUGUGUCUGGAUGGCCAUAGGGUCCUGGGCCAGUGGAGCAUUUGUGUCUCUGGUGGACACCACAUUCACAUUGCGUCUGCCUUACCGAGGAAACAAUAUCAUUAACCAUUUUUUUUGUGAACCUCCUGCCCUCCUGAAGCUGGCUUCAGCAGACACAUACAGCACAGAAAUGGCCAUCUUUGCAAUGGGUGUGGUAAUCCUCCUGGCUCCUGUCUCCCUCAUCCUUGUCUCCUACUGGAAUAUUAUCUCCACUGUGAUCCAGAUACAGUCUGGGGAGGGAAGGCUCAAGGUCUUCUCCACCUCCCACCUCAUUGUCGUUGUUCUCUUCUAUGGCUCAGCAAUAUUUGCCUACAUGACGCCAAACUCCAAGAUAAUGAAUGAAAAGGAUAAAACGAUCUCUGUGUUCUACUCAGCAGUGACACCCAUGCUGAACCCCAUCAUUUAUAGUCUGAGGAACAAGGAUGUCAAAGGGGCUCUCAGGAGAGUAACUGCAAAAUAG